UCCCAAAUCUCCGAAACAAUUGGCCGAGUACUUCGAUAGCAGGAAAAAGACUGCGUGGGAGAAGGAGAUGACACUCCAAAAGGAGGAAGAGCGAGAGGAGGAGGAGAAGGCGGAGCGAAGGAAGAAGGACGACCAUUCUGCGGAUCGCCUUUUGGGCACAGACAAGAGAGCCAUCGAAGAAGCCUUUAUUGAAGACUGCGAAAACUUUCCAGAAGCCCUAAUCGAGCUCUACAAGAGCGCCGAUCUGCCCGAGGCCGACCUCAAGGCUUGCUAUAACAUUGUGUACGAGACUUCCUACAGGGACUACGCCAGAACUAGUGAAGGUUGGCGCAAGAACGUCAAGUUGGACGAGCUUCAAGAUCCCAAUAUGGUAUUCGCCAUCCUCCGCGCCGUCGACCCCGAAGAACAUUUUUCACCAACCGUCAACACCGACAUCCUCGCCUUCGUCUCGUUCAAACUGGAUUACGACGACCCCCCAAAUGACGAGAGGACUGUUGUCUACGUAUUCGAGCUGCAUGUCGGGAAGGCAUACCGUGGCAAGGGCAUCGGCAGGUUCUUACUUUGGAUCGCCGAGAACAUGGCACGCGAAGUUGGGGUCUACAAAACCAUGUUGACGGUAUUCAGGAGCAACGCGUCGGCCAUCAGGUUGUACCGAAAGUUGUUUUAUGUCGUCGACGGAUCUUCCCCCGCCGAGGGACUGAAACUGCGAAACCGUGUCGCGAGGAGGUACAAAUACAUGAUCAUGAGCAAGAACUUGCGCAAGGAUCAUUGA
Molecule: messenger RNA, 772 nt
Organism: Periconia digitata
Lineage: Eukaryota; Fungi; Ascomycota; Dothideomycetes; Pleosporales; Periconiaceae
Source: the annotation of a GenBank genome assembly